CCUGAGUGGAUGGCUCCAGAAGUUCUUCGCGAUGAGCCAUCCAAUGAGAAAUCAGAUGUUUACAGCUUUGGUGUCAUCUUGUGGGAGCUUGCAACAUUGCAACAGCCUUGGAGUAAUUUGAAUCCACCACAGUCUUUAAGAUCUGAUGAAUUCAAUGAGCCCUGGAAACGCCCUUCUUUUUCAAGUAUUAUGGAUUCUUUGAAAGUAUUGCUCAAACCCCCUAUACCUCAACCUGGUCGUCCAAACAUUCCCAGUGAAGGGAAUAUUAUCAAUUUUCAAGUGGGGAGUGGGGACAUUAUCUUCCGGAUAUAUUUGUAA
This is a messenger RNA of Sphenostylis stenocarpa, 318 nucleotides long. NCBI's taxonomy places the organism in Eukaryota, Viridiplantae, Streptophyta, Magnoliopsida, Fabales, Fabaceae. The record is from the annotation of a GenBank genome assembly.